AAACUGAAGUGGAAAGGCUUAACAAAAGUAACAAGGAUUCAGAACGAUAUAGAGACAGAGAAAGAGAAAGAGAAAGAGAAAGGGAUAAUAGAGACAGGAGAGAGAGGGAAAGGAGGGAUUUUGAGAGAGAUAGUAGAAGUAGAAGAAACUAUGAUUACAAUGAUAGGAACAAUGAUUACAAACAUCAUAGACCUGAAGAAACAGACUACAGAGAUAGAACUAGGAAAUAUGAUGGACAAAAGGGUGAAAGUCACAAAGGUGCAUCUUCAGAUGUAG
Lactuca virosa is the source of this 276-nucleotide messenger RNA. The record is from the annotation of a GenBank genome assembly. Lineage: Eukaryota; Viridiplantae; Streptophyta; Magnoliopsida; Asterales; Asteraceae.